UGACGGGAUAAGUUGAUUUAGCGGUUUGCAACUUGUAAAUUGAAAACAAUUUCAAUAAGAUUCGAAGCGAAUAAAAUAAACAUGUUAUUGCUUUGAUUGAUUGCUAAAUUACCAGAUUGAUUGAAAGAGCAAAAAAGAAAUAAAAAAGAGGCAUAAUAUAAAAACUAAAAAUGCCUAAGAAAAAGACAGGACAAAGAAAAAAAGCUGAAAAACAAAAGCUACGCCAAAAAGAAAUAAGAACAGCUAAAGAUCAAUUAGAUUUAGCAAAAGUUCCAUGUAAUACAGUGAUGGAAUGUGAUAAAUGUAACAAAAAACAAAAAAGUCGAGCAUUUUGUUACUUUUGUAGUAGUACUCAAAGAUUGCCAAUUUGUGCACAUUGUGGAAAAAUGAAAUGUAUGUUAAAAACUGGAGAUUGUGUUAUAAAACAUGCUGGUGUUUUUACUACUGGCAUGGCAAUGGUGGGGGCAAUAUGCGAUCAUUGUGAAGCUUGGGUAUGUCAUGGAAGAAAAUGUCUUACUUCUCACGCUUGCACGUGUCCACUAAUGGAUGCCGUAUGUCAAGAAUGUGAACGAGGAGUAUGGGAUCAUGGUGGAAGGAUAUUUAAAUGUUCUUACUGUGAUUGCUUUCUUUGCGAAGAUGACCAAUUUGAACAUCAAGCUUCUUGUCAAGUUUUAGAGGCUGAAAACUUUAAGUGUCAAUCAUGUAAUAAAUUAGGUCAAUACUCUUGUCUAAGAUGUAAAACGUGUUAUUGCGAAGAUCAUGUGAGAAGAAAGGGCUUUAAAUAUGAAAAAAAUAAACCAAUUCCUUGUCCUAAAUGUAGUUACGAAACAUCACAAACAAAAGAUCUUAGCAUGUCAACUCGAAGUCAUAAGUUUGGUCGACAAAAUCAAGCUGGAAAUUAUGAGUCUGAUGAAGAAGGAGGAAAUAGUAGUUAUGGAUAUCAAUAUCAUCAUGUUACCGAUGAAGAUGAUGAUGAUGAUGAUGAUGAGGAUGAUGAUGAUGAUAAUGAUGAAGAAGAGUCUGAAGAUGAAACAUCAGAUGAUAGUGACAAUGAAGAAAAGAGUGACGAUAAAGACAAGAAAGCUAAUUAAAAAAAUCAGAAUUAAAAGAUAAAGGAUACUAUUAAAUUGUAUAUUCUAAAUAUUUAAAUUAAUUAACUUCA
Chelonus insularis is the source of this 1162-nucleotide messenger RNA. It is a transcript of the gene Noa36, whose product is annotated as zinc finger protein 330 homolog Noa36. Gene Ontology annotation, molecular function: zinc ion binding; protein binding. Lineage: Eukaryota; Metazoa; Arthropoda; Insecta; Hymenoptera; Braconidae. The transcript is spliced from 7 exons. The record is from RefSeq and is a predicted model, not a curated record. Gene Ontology annotation, cellular component: nucleus. Bases 171 to 1091 code for a protein of 306 amino acids.